This is a messenger RNA of Dibothriocephalus latus, 1353 nucleotides long. NCBI's taxonomy places the organism in Eukaryota, Metazoa, Platyhelminthes, Cestoda, Diphyllobothriidea, Diphyllobothriidae. The record is from the annotation of a GenBank genome assembly.
AUGAUGAGUCCGCGUGCACUUCAUGCUACAUACUUCUUUGAUUCGGUGUUUCCGGGCACCUAUGAGGUCCAGCUGGUCUUGGCAUCGGCUACUACCCCUACAACCCUUCCUGCCAACAACUGGUGCUGGGCCCCAGCCGCAAAUCAACAGAAGACCAGUCACCCGCGUCUAAUCACUGUCGUUGAUAGAAAUUUGGACGUGAGGAGCACCCCCAAUCUGCGCUUUGAACAGACCGGAUUCCGCAUCCACCUGGAGACACCCCUGCUAGAUGCCGGUUUUGACCGUUCGGUGGAUUUCACAGUUGCCCCGCUUGAUGACCGCAAAGCGUCCAAGAAGCCUGGCGACAAAGUGCCAGUUAGUCAAGUUUCAAAAAUGACGCCUGUUCACUACACGUUUACAAAACCGGUCAGCACGAUUUGUCUUCCCAAAGAGCCUCAAUCCGUUACCUUCGAGUCUAAAACAGACUGCCUUCGCCUGUCGACAUCUCAACCAAGCGUUGCACAUGUUACGAAAGAUGUGCCUAUUUCAAAUCCGGCCUUUAGCGUUCAACUACAGGUCUCUGAACUGCCCAUUAAUGUCACUGUCGAGGUCUCGACUGAGUUCAUCAGCCUUUCUGAGCGGAGCAUGCCAAAAUUGCUCAUUGAAGCCGCCGUCGAGAAACCAGGCGGGAUUCUGAAACCCACCACUCAACUGCCUUCUACCAGUUGGGAAAAAGAUGGCGAGAAGUACGUGGCGAAAUCGGGCCUCUGGGUCGCCCCCGGUGACAUUGUCCACCUGACUGUUCGACCUUCACCAGACUCGAUCUCGGCCGUCUAUCCCCUCAUCGUGCCAUCCACCCGCACCCUCCAGAUUCCCGGUCCUCUCACCCUCCGUGGCUCUCACUAUGACGUGGAAGACGUUCUGGUUAAUGUCUUUGCUGACGAGGACUUGGUGUCCUCUACCCUGCCGACGGAACCUAUUGACCUCAGCGACUUUUCGGACAAGGGAGACGAAGCACUACCCGCUCUGGUUACGCGAACCCUCACAAAUGCCACUGGAUUCUUCAAAGUCGGACCCGUCUACUUCCAGGAGGCUGGCCGCUCAGCCUCACCCUCCUCCCUUCUCACCGUGCGUCUCCAGAAGCCUGGCUACGAAUUCUCCCUCAAAACCCUCGCCGCUGAUCAGACUGAUUCCAGGGGUCAUUUAUGGACCUUCACUGCCCGCAAGUUGGCCCUUGUUGAGCUCAAACUCGCCGACGAGGCCGGCCAACCGCUGCAGAACACCCUUGUUACAAUCGUCGGUAGUGCGUACCGCGGCAGUGAGACAACCGGCAGUUCAGGUUUUGUCCGAUACGUGGGCCUGCCUCCAGGUUAA